Messenger RNA from Danaus chrysippus (African queen), 552 nucleotides. The record is from the annotation of a GenBank genome assembly. NCBI's taxonomy places the organism in Eukaryota, Metazoa, Arthropoda, Insecta, Lepidoptera, Nymphalidae.
CUGAGAAAACGUCCCUCGAGCUUCAGCGAGAAACCUCUGCACGUGACCCAAUCCGCGUUGAAUCUGUUUCUCAGGAAUACGUUCAUUUGGGCUUUAGUUAGGGUAUUGUACACGAAGAUCGCUGUAGGUCUAUGGCAAAGUUCCCUAGGUCUAGAACAGUUGGGUCAAGGUCAGUGCUGUGCCACGCAAUGUCCACGGGCUGAGAAACCCCUAGCCAGUGAAUCGCACAAGACGUUUGACGGCAGUAUGGAAACAAAGUAUUGGUCGAGUGGCUACCAGGGAACAAGCAAUUUCAGCGCUCUUCUCACGCCGCUGACAUUCCUCAUAACUUAUUUCAACUCGGGCAUCAACCCGUUGCUAUACGCUUUCCUGUCGAAGAAUUUUCGCAAGGGAAUGAAAGAGCUCCUAUUUUGCAACAUACAUGGAAAGCGAAAGAGCGAUAACUUGAUACUAUUAAACAGAGUUGGUGGUGUAGGUCUGCGCCGAAGUUCAACACGAUCAACACGUGCCAACUGCAGCACUGUCACAAUGGCACCUAACGGUGAAUCAUGA